AUGAGCGUCCUCUUUGGCAAGCGUCGUCGGCCACUCUCGAGCGAUGCUGCAACUGUCGCAGUGUCGUCUACCUCCGGAUCAAGUGCUCGAUCCAAUGCCAAGAAGCCAACGACGUCCACACCCAACAACAAGGUGCUGGUAGAAUGCGGCGACUCGUUGUCCACCGUGCUCCUGUCGUUCGUGGACCUUGGCGUGGACCAAUGGCUGGUCCAGCGCUGCGAGCUGCUGGGUAUCCGGCACCCCACACCAGUGCAGGCGCAGUGUAUCCCUCCUAUUCUAUCUGGACGUGAUGUGAUUGGCUGUGCACAGACUGGUAGCGGUAAGACCGCGGCUUUCGCGCUGCCGAUCCUGCACACGCUGAGCAAAGAGCCUUACGGUCCUUUCGCUCUCGUGUUGACACCUACGCGGGAGCUGGCUUUCCAGAUUGCUGACCAGUUUAAUGCCUUUGGCAGCUCCAUAACGGUACGCUGUACUGUGAUUGUUGGGGGCGUGGACAUGCUCAAGCAGUCGCUGGCGCUCCAGCAGCGACCGCAUAUUAUUGUAGCGACGCCUGGUCGCUUUCGAGACCAUUUGCUACGUGUGGAUCCACCCAACAUCUCGCUGGUCAAGUUUGUCGUACUGGACGAGGCUGACAGACUCCUGGAUGUGUCGUUCGCCAAGGAUCUGAGUUUUAUUUUCGACAAGCUGCCAGCCAAGCGGCAGACGCUACUGUUCUCUGCAACUAUGACAGCUAAUUUAGACAGAUUGGAGCAGACGGCGCUCUCAGAUGAUGUCUUUCGCUUUGAUGCGACCCCUAGUGUCAAGACUGUGGCAACGCUGAAACAGUUUUACUUGUUCAUUCCCGAGCAGGUCAAGAUGACGUACCUUGUGUAUCUGAUGAAGAUGCUUGACCCGAACGAGGAAGACGAGGAGGAGAACCCAGGAAAGCGCAAGCUGUCAAAAGGUGACCGCAAGAAGCAGGAUAUGAAAAAGCUGCUAGCAACUGCAGCGUUCUCAUCGAGUCAUCAUCUGCGGUCCAUGAUGAUCUUCGUGUCCACAUGCAAGACGUGCGAGCUAAUCGGCGCAAUCAGCAACGAGCUAGGCACCAAAUGCGAGACGCUGCACUCGAUGAUGUCCCAGAGUCGGCGUUUGGCGGCAUUGGGCAAGUUCAAGAGUGGUCUCAGCCAUAUUCUCAUCAGCACAGACGUUGCGAGUCGUGGACUCGACAUCCCCGAGGUUGACAUCGUGCUAAACUUCGAUCUGCCGCGAGAUGCUGACGAUUAUAUUCACCGAGUGGGUCGUACCGCUCGUGCUGGGCGUAACGGUCAGGCCAUUUCUCUCGUAACGCAGCACGAUAUUGAGCUGCUGCAGAACAUCGAAGCCAAAGUGGGUAAGAAGAUGGACGACUACGAGUCCGAGGUGCCCGAGAAAAAAGUGCUCAAACUGCUGAACGACGUGUCUACCGCUUCGCGUAUUGCCACGAUGAAGCUGACCGAGCGUGGAUUCGACGACAAGGUGCGAGCUCGUAGAGCUAAACGCCAGGAGCAGCAACACCAUAAUUACAAGAAGCUAAAGCAGUAG
Molecule: messenger RNA, 1560 nt
Organism: Peronospora matthiolae
Lineage: Eukaryota; Oomycota; Peronosporomycetes; Peronosporales; Peronosporaceae
Source: the annotation of a GenBank genome assembly